AUGUUGGACCUCCUCCUCUCCAUACCCAUCCUCUCCUACGUCUUCUUUCCCACCACCGGGGCGUCGAUAUCCACCUCGGUCAACAUCAUCUUCUUCUACAUGACAUGGACCAGCCUCGUCUUUUCGCACCCAGCUCUCGAGCUGCACUUGUCCGGAGUCGUCGUCGUCCGCGUCAUUUUCUGGCUCAUCCCCUCCCUCGUCUUCCUCUUGUUCGACGCCGGCUUCCCCGGCCUCGCCGAGGGCUUCAAGCUCGGCGGCCGCAGCGCCCUGCCCACCCGCGAUGCGCGCAAGCUGGCCAAGAUGCUCGCGCUGGCCUUGCUCAACGUCCUCGCCUGCCUGGCCUCGGAGGCCGCCGUCAGCGUGGCAUACACGUUGCUCUUCAAGCGGCACGUCUUCAGGAUGAGCACCACCCUUCCGCUCCCCUGGACCAUCUUCAGGCACUGCCUCUUCAUCUUCGCCUCACGCGAGCUCCUCAAUUUCUACACCCACCGAUACGUUCUGCACGGCUCGUCCUGGCUCGCCCGCAAGCACAUGGCAUUUGCCCACGCCAACGCCGGCGCGCCCUUCAGCCUGCAGGCCUUUACCGAUUACCCCCUGGCCACGCUGCUGCACCGCUGUCUGCCCGUCCUUCUGCCCUCGGUGCUCAUCCACACCCACAUGCUCACCUACUUCCUGGUCCUCAUCAUCACGUCCAUCGAGGAGACGCUGGCCAUGUCGGGCUACACCGUCGUUCCCGGCAUCAUCAUGAGCGGCAUCGCCCAGCGGACCGCCAUCCACUACGCAGGCAAGGGCGCCUCCAACUUUGGCGCCUACGGCGUCCUGGACUGGGCGCACAGCACGAGCCAGGGCCGUGGCGUCCUGGACGACGUGCGCCAAGAGGCCGACAAACACCACGUCCAGGAGAAAUCUGCAAACAAGGUGGACCAUGGCGCCAAGACGGUGCACGAAGGUGUGGACUCGCUGAAGAAACGACUAGCCCGAUCCAAAAACGACGAGUAA
Metarhizium album ARSEF 1941 is the source of this 999-nucleotide messenger RNA. RefSeq names its product Sterol desaturase family. Gene Ontology annotation, biological process: lipid biosynthetic process. Bases 1 to 999 code for a protein of 332 amino acids. The record is from RefSeq and is a predicted model, not a curated record. NCBI's taxonomy places the organism in Eukaryota, Fungi, Ascomycota, Sordariomycetes, Hypocreales, Clavicipitaceae. Gene Ontology annotation, molecular function: oxidoreductase activity; iron ion binding. The transcript has a single exon.